CCACACUGUGCAAUAUGGUUCAAGUACAGCGAGAUCACUAGUACUCCUCAAUUGCCGGACAGAACCGGUCGGCCGUCUAGGUCGCGGACAGGAUCAGCUUUUAUGAUCAUGCAGGCUUGACUCCCGUAGCUCUUUUCGUCCCCCUCACUACUCACCAGAGCUUAUUGCUUGGGAUGGCUCGAGAAAUGCUUAUCCGACUGUUUCCUGGCACUGCGCGCCGCAGAGCGAGAGACAAGACCCGACGAAGUGGGCGGAAGAAUGAAGCCCAGGAGCUACCACCUACGAUGACCGCACAUUCGCCAACAAGUAUACCGAGUAUGCUGAAGACCGUACAAGGCUGGGUCUGCAAACUGACCCGCCACCGUGAUGAUCAAAGCGACACAUACUGUCCGCACCUCCCAUUCGACCUUGUCGAGCUCGUUAUCGAGUUCUUCCGGUUCGACCUCCCCGCACUUGCCACCUGCUCCCUCGUCUGUCGCGCUUGGUAUGGUGCUACACUCCGACACUUCCCUCAUCGAGAUCGGACAUACAAAUUUCAUCAGAAGAGUGCUUUCAACACAUUCGCACGUCUCGUCACUUCACAGAAGAACAGACCGUAUUUUGGAUCCGCCUUCCACGCUCUAAUAAUUGUGGACGACCCCAUGGACCGAUUUGGGCACGUGUGGACGCUGCGCCUUCCUGAAAGCUUUCUCGCCAAGCUAUUGUACCUCGAGUUAGAGGCCGUGGAUUGGAGAUCUACCCGACUACAACCCUGCUUCCAGCGUCUCUCGUACUGCACCAACGUCGAACGUCUGGGUCUCACAGACUGCCGUUUUCGCAACGUAUCACUACUUCGAACAAUCAUCAACUCGCUGCGAGGUCUCAAGCGUAUCUCGCUGCGAAACAUAACAUUUGACACUCCGCCGACAUCAUCCCCUCCGAGCCUGAGUACAUCAUCUACGAUCACACAUGGACGGCUCCAAGAGAUUCGGCUCCGGAGUACUGUUGAUGGCUUGACAGACAUCGUCGGGCCUGUUCAUUCACAGAAUCUGCUCAAUCUGUGUCCUAGAUACUCAACUAUCACCUCUCUCGAGUUGGAUUUACGGUACUUUUCCUCCAUUCUACACCUGGAGCACUUCAUACUUUACUUUCACCAGCUCUCCGUGUUGAACUUGGGGUACAUGUUUAACUCCGAUUCAGGGCCGGAACGCGAAUUCGACACCGGCACGCCCCCUGCAUAUUUACAUCCUCGGCGCCACUCCAAGUCUGUUUCGCAUCUGGUCCUCGACUACAUGCCGGCAGGGUGUGCUACGCAAGUUCUGCAGUUGGUCGGGCGAUCCAUACUCAUGACUACGGAUGCGUGGCUGAGUAUCUCGUUGGCCGAUCGCCCAUCCGCAGAUGAACUGCGAAUCUUUGCGUGUUCCCUGCAGCAAUUCAAUACCCACCUCAAAUAUCUUGAUUGGAAAAACUUACAAGGAAACGAUCUGGAUGCUGUGCCGUGCACCGCGCAUAAUACGUCCCUCACUUGGCUCGAAGUCAGUUUGUGCCUCGCGCCAUCGCGAUAUAUACUUCACAGAUCUCUUCUGCACGUUUUAUCCAACAUCACAAAUGAACAUCUGCGGAGGAUCGCUAUUGGUGUCAAGUUGUCUCAUCUCACAGCACCUCGGAGCCGAAGCGGGUGUUCGCUCACGACAGUCGAUACGCGGGUCUCUACAUCCGCUUUCCACGAUGUUCUGUCCCGGAGCGUUUUCAAGUCCUGGCAGGGUUUUAGUGCACUCAUCGUCAUCAACAUGAAGGAGUUACGGGACAACGAUGCCCAGGUCUCUGCGAUCAAGCUCCACAUGGUCGACCUCUUUAGGCCGUGGUUGGAUCGCGAUAUCCUAGACCUCGAAUUCUACAUCGGCCCUGACGCUCCCGAGAUCAUCACCCAUACUCCUACAUCUUGAAUUUCCACGCGAGUAGUAGGCGUGUAAUGCCGAUAGUAGGACGCCGUCAGACGACUAGGAAGCGCAGGGAAGGAGGCAUGUGCUGUGAGGAUGCAGAUAUGUUGGAAGAACAGCUGGGCGAGCUAGAGGAGACGGCAAAGGACUGUAACGACGUGCAUCGUCCGCGAGAGAGCUAUUUAUCGAGUCAACCAAUCCACUC
Molecule: messenger RNA, 2124 nt
Organism: Rhodofomes roseus
Lineage: Eukaryota; Fungi; Basidiomycota; Agaricomycetes; Polyporales; Fomitopsidaceae
Exons: 6
Coding region: 174-1925 (583 amino acids)
Molecular function (GO): protein binding
Source: RefSeq, a predicted model, not a curated record